AUGGAAGGGUUCAAAGAAAAGAGAAGUAAGUGGUUUGUGAAAGAAAGUGCUAAGCCAAAGAAAGAAACGAAACAAACAAAGAGAAAACAAGCUCCACAAACGAUGCUUAGAGAUGAAGAUAGUGAAGAUGAUGUGAUUUCUGCUACAUCGGAUAAAGAUACUAGUGAGAAAAACACUGUUGAAAUUAAUAAAGAUACGAGUGACGAGGCAGAUGAUGAGACAACAGAAAGUGAAGAAGCCAGAGCUGAGAAAAGAGCUACAAGAUAUAAGAAGAAACGUUCAGAAGAUAGUGAUGAUGAAACGUAUAUGCCUUCUGAUUCUGAACAACAAGUCAAGAAGGGGUCUCCAAUGGCGAAAAAAUCACGAAAGGUAGUUGAAGAACCUUUGACUGAAACAACAACUGUUGGAUCUGAACUAGUAGUUACAGAGAAGAGAACGCCUAUUGUUGAAGAACAUGUGAUUCCAAUCAGAACUCCUACUGCUUCACAGUAA
Molecule: messenger RNA, 492 nt
Organism: Helianthus annuus (common sunflower)
Lineage: Eukaryota; Viridiplantae; Streptophyta; Magnoliopsida; Asterales; Asteraceae
Product: chromatin modification-related protein EAF7-like
Exons: 3
Coding region: 1-492 (163 amino acids)
Source: RefSeq, a predicted model, not a curated record